AAAAAGCGGCCGGGGGGGCGCAGGGGCGCGUCCCGGAGGGGCGCAGCGCUUUCGGUUCCUGUUGCGCGCGGGGCAGCGGCACGUGGCGGGGACCGGCCCGAACCGGCCCGAACCGGCCCGAACCGGCGCGGCCCGGCGCGGCAUGAGGCGGGCCGGGCCCCGGCUGCAGCCGCCCGCAGGAACCAAAUGUCAUGGCUGACAAAGAGCUGAGCGUCCGAGCUGCCAGAAAGGGAAGUUUGUCACCCAGCAGCUCCCGGGGCAGCACGACCGAGUCGAGCACGCUGCUGCAGGAGCUGAAGAGCACCAUCUCCAAAUCCGUGCAGAACAAAGUCGACUCCAUCCUGCAAGAUGUCCAGAAGUUUUCAGACAACGACAAGCUCUACCUUUACCUCCAGCUGCCGUCAGGGCCGAGCCUGGGGGAGAAGAGCAGCAGCCUGGACCUGAGCUCGCUGAGCACAGCCGAGUACAUGCACGCGUGCAACUGGAUCCGGAACCACCUGGAAGAGCACACGGACACCUGCCUGCCCAAGCAGGACGUCUACGAUGCCUACAAGCGAUACUGCGAUAACCUCUGCUGUCGCCCUCUGAGCACCGCCAAUUUCGGCAAGAUCAUCCGGGAGAUCUUCCCAAACAUCAAAGCCCGAAGGCUGGGAGGCCGAGGACAGUCGAAAUACUGCUACAGCGGGAUCCGGAGGAAGACGGUGGUCAGCCUGCCUCCCCUGCCCAGCCUGGACCUCAAAGUGACGGAGACUCAGGCGGAGCUGACGGACCUGGUGCAGUCCUACAACAGCGAGGUGAUGGAGGCGGCCUGUGCCCUGACCUGCGACUGGGCCGAGAAGAUCCUCAAACGCUCCUUCAACAACAUCGUGGAGGUGGCCCAGUUCCUCAUCCAGCAGCACAUCAUCAGCUCCCGCUCGGCCCGUGCCGACCUGGUCAUGGCCAUGGUGGUCUCAGAGAGCGUGGAGAAGAUCCACCCUGAAAGUCGGACCCUCUCGACGGCCAAGAAGAACAGCCUGGACACCUCCGAGAGCGGCGACAGGAGCCAGGGGCAGACCAAGAAGGAGAGUGGCCCCAAGCCCCCUGUCCCGCUGCGGCCUGAGAAGAAGAAGCCCCCAGAGCCCCCCAAGACAGCCAGCAGCCCCCAGGUGAACGCCUUGGUCGCCCGCUUGCCGCUGCUCCUGCCCCGCAUCCCCCCGGGAGAGCGACCAGCGGCGCCUGGUGCCUCGGCCGUCCGCUCCUCCCCUCCCGUCCUGGCACCCAAAAUCACGGCUGCCCCCCUGGGGGGCACGGUCAAGGUGGCCCUGCCGCUGCCGGUGGGCACGGCGUCCCCCUCCCUGCCCCUGGGGCUGGCCCCGGGGGCCAACGGGGCGGCGAGGCUGCUGAGCCAGCAAGCCGCCGUCCCCGUCCUCAACGUGCUGCUGCCCGGCGUGGGCGUCCCCCCGGCCGAGAGCCCCGCGAACCCCCGGAGCGCGGGCGAGGGUCCCGGCCCCCAGGACUCGCAGCGCCCCAAGGCCACCAAGCGUCCCCCGGAGCUGGCCAGCGACAUCACCCCGCAGAAGCGGAGACGCGGGCGGCCGCGGAAGAGGCCGGAGGAAGGGGCCGUGGCAUCCCCGGGGGAGCCGGCUGAGCUUCACCGUGGGGCGGCCGUGGGCGCCGAUGGCGGUGGCUCGUCCGGCGGUGGCAGUGCCACUGGCCCCUUCGGGGUCAGCCCAGCCGGGGGGUCCCUGCACGCCCAGGUCAGCGUCAUCCAGGACGGCAGGACCAGCAGCAAGGUGGCCGACGGCAGCGAGCUGGCACCAGAGGAGGAGGGGGCGGCCGCACAGCAGAGCCCAGGCGAGGCCAGGACACCCCUGGGUGAUGCCGGCGCUGCGGGGAGCUCCUGCGCCCCCCAGGACGAGGGGGGCUCCCCCCCCCAGAGCCAUGGACAGAUGCAGGCAGGGAGCGGGCCUGCUGCUGCCCCCUCCCAGCACUUGGACGUGUCCCCCUGUGUGCCCCCGUCCCGGGGGGGCUCGCCAGGGCGAGCAGGUCUCUGUGCCCACCCUGGCACUUAGGGGCUGCCUCUGCCCCAACAUUAAAAACCGAGGACACUC
Messenger RNA from Phalacrocorax carbo (great cormorant), 2090 nucleotides. Lineage: Eukaryota; Metazoa; Chordata; Aves; Suliformes; Phalacrocoracidae. The record is from RefSeq and is a predicted model, not a curated record.